ACUAGGCAAAUCAACUCCGGGAAUGUCGCAACCGCAAAAACCGCGACUCUACAAGGUGGCCAUCCAAGACCGCGUACUCGGCAUCAGUGCCUGCAGAACCUAGAUCCCCGGACCCGAAGCUGUCUAGACAAUUUGUCGUAAUUUUCGUCCGGACCUCAUUACGCCCUGCAGGUUGUCGAAUGGCGGGGAAAUCAUCUGCUGGCAUAUAUAUAUCAAGCCUGCAAAUUACACGAUCUGCACCCUCUCGCUUCAAUUCACGAACGGAAAACUGUUUACAUGAUGUCGUGUCUCUCUGUGCUCCUCUUAUUGACGCCCCUCGUCUCCGGCAUGUCUUGCAUGCACAACCAAGUUAGGGCUGUCAACACCACGCCGAUUAGCGGGCGAUAUGAUUCAGUCACUGCGGGGCAGUACUCACUACUCAAUAAUCUCUGGGGCGAGACUGAUGCUACCUCCGGCUCCCAAACCUCUCAGCUCACGUCAAUGCAUGAUUGUACUAUUGCCUGGAAGACAAACUGGACUUGGACUGGCGGUAUGUAUAGUGUCAAGAGCUUCGCCAAUAUCCAGCUUAACAGCGGCAUCAAUCAACAACUGAGCGCCAUUUUCAGCAUGCCUUCUACCUGGCACUGGUCUCAGUCAAGUACUGGGACGGUCGAAGCAGAUGUCGCCUAUGACCUGUUCACAUCUGAUACUGGAGGCUCAAAUGGAAACGAAAUCAUGAUCUGGCUUGCAAACUUCAACUGGGGACCACUUGCUGCGCAAUACAACGCCACGGGCCAACCUAUCCCAAUUUUGGAAGACAUCUCGAUCCUAGAUCACACCUGGGAUUUGUACUCUGGAUCCAAUGGAUUCAACCAGGUUUACUCGUUUGUUCUGACUAGCGGUACGAUCAAGAAGUUCAAUGGCGACGUCUACAAGUUCCUUGCGUACCUGAUUGAUAACGAGCACAUCAGCUCUUCACAGUAUCUCACCACUGCCCAAGCAGGCACAGAGGCUGCGUCUGGAACGGCCACAUUCACGACGUUUGCGUACAGCUUGUCCAUCAAUUAAGAUAAUUUGGUGUGCGCGUUGUAUGGGUUUCAAUUAUUCCUCUACUCUCUUCACAUUCCAUUCGUUUCCUACCCGUUCACUU
Suillus paluster is the source of this 1129-nucleotide messenger RNA. Its product is annotated as glycoside hydrolase family 12 protein. The transcript has 5 exons. Bases 277 to 1047 code for a protein of 256 amino acids. Gene Ontology annotation, molecular function: cellulase activity. The record is from RefSeq and is a predicted model, not a curated record. Gene Ontology annotation, biological process: polysaccharide catabolic process. Lineage: Eukaryota; Fungi; Basidiomycota; Agaricomycetes; Boletales; Suillaceae.